AUGGGCUGUUUGGGCAGUGCCAGGUGGGCUCCAUGCAGGACAGGCCCUACUUCCAGGUCACCUCUCCUGUGCUCCAGCGUCUGCAGGAUGUCUUGCGGCAUCUCAUGGCACAAGGGCUCUCGUGGCAGGAUGGCAUCACCCAGUAUGUGAUCUCGCAGGAGAUGGAGCGCAUCCCCCAGCUCCGCCUGCCGCCCUCUCUGGAGCCAGCAGCCAGGGACAGGUUCCUGCCUCUCCGUGGUGAGCCCCGGCGAGCUCCAAUCCCCCCAGAUCCUGGCCUGCCAGCAGCUCAGCAUCUGGGGCAGCCCCCACCACUACUGCCUUCCCCACUGGUGCAGCGGUACCUGGAGCACCUCCUGCUGUCCUCUCCAUCCCAGAUGGGCUAUGAGGAGGCUCUGCUCAACCCCUACUCCUACCACAAGUUUGGCUAUCAGGAUGGUGCUCACCAGCACUCCAGCAGCUCAGCCAGGCAGAGCUCCGAGACUUCCUUGCUGCUGGGCCGGGUCCCUGCCCAGGCCCUUUUUGGGGCUGGCCCUGUGCCCUCGUAUGACGCUGCCCUGAAGAGACUGGCCUCCCUCCUGGCCAGCUAUGGCCUGGGGCUGCCAGAGCUGAGCCCCCAGCAGCUGAGCAGCCUCUCCACCCUCCUCCAGCUGCUCCAGAGCUCUGGUGUUGCUGGCCCUGAAGUGUCCACAGCGAAACGGGUGUCAGAGGGGGACAUGCAGCACGGAGAGGAGCCAGUGCCCCCUUCCUCCACAGUGCCACCCUUCAAAAUCCCAGCCAGCAGCUCCCCAGAGGACGGGCUGAAGAGCAGGGCAGCAUCCACACCAAAUCCCCAGGCCGAGCCACAGCGGAAACACGGUGGGGAUGCACUCAGCCCUGGGAAGCAGAUUGUGGCGAAGAAAAGCUACACAGGGACGAAGGACAGUGGGAUACAGCAAGGCCUCCGGCCACCAGACGAGUAUGGCUACAUCAUCACAGAUCAGAAGCCCCUGGGGUUGGCUGCUGGAGUGCGGUUGCUGGAGCUCCUUGCCAAGCACCUCCACCUCUCCACCACCAGCUUCAUCAACAUCAGUGUUGUGGGUCCUGCACUUACCUUCCGUAUCCGACAGAACCCCCAGAACUUCUCGUUGGCAGAUGUGGCCAGCCAGACUGAGCAAGUGAAGGCAGAGCUGGAGCACGAGCUGGGCCUGAAGAUCGUACAAACAGGAGUGGGAGAGCGAAACGAAGCUGCUGCCUACUCACACCCAUCCCGCUUCGGGGACAGCUUCCACUCGGUGCUGCUGACCUUCAUCGCACUGGCCUGUGUGGCAGGCAUUGCCAUUGCUGUUGCCGCGGCCUUCUGCCUCCGACGCCAUGCCAAGCAGCGUGAGAAGGAGCGCCUGGCUGCCCUGGGGCCUGAGGGUGCUGCCGACACCACCUUUGAGUACCAGGAGCUGUGCCGCCAGCACAUGGCUGCCAAGUCUCUCUUUGGCCGUGCCGACGCACCAGCAGCACCAGCGGAGACCUCACGGGUCAGCAGCGUCUCGUCCCAGUUCAGCGACGCCCCACAGCCCAGCCCCAGCUCCCACAGCAGCACACCCUCCUGGUGCGAGGAGCCUGUCCAGUCCAAUAUGGACAUCUCCACUGGACACAUGAUCCUGGCCUAUAUGGAGGACCACCUCCUGGCCAAGGAGUGGCAGGCACUCUGUGCAUACCAGGCUGAGCCCAGCAUCUGCUCCAUUGCCCAGGGUGAUGCCAACCUGAAGAAGAACCGCAACCCCGACUAUGUGCCCUAUGACCAUGUGCGGAUCAAGCUGAAAGCCGAGAGCAACCCAUCCCGCAGCGACUUCAUCAAUGCGAGUCCAAUCAUUGAUCAUGACCCACGGAUGCCAGCGUAUAUUGCCACGCAGGGGCCACUGUCCCACACUAUCGCUGACUUCUGGCAGAUGGUGUGGGAACAUGGCUGUACCGUCAUUGUCAUGCUGAGCCCUCUGGCUGAGGACAGUGUCAAGCAGUGUGACCGCUACUGGCCAGAUGAAGGCUCCUCUCUCUACCACAUCUAUGAGGUGAACCUGGUGUCAGAGCACAUCUGGUGUGAGGAUUUCCUGGUGCGCAGCUUUUACCUGAAGAAUGUGCAGUCGCAGGAGACUCGUACCCUGACGCAGUUCCACUUUCUCAGUUGGCCAGCCGAGGGCAUCCCCACCACCACCCGACCCCUCCUCGACUUCCGCAGGAAGGUGAACAAGUGCUACCGGGGUCGCUCUUGCCCUAUUAUCGUGCACUGCAGUGAUGGUGCAGGCAGGACCGGAACGUACAUUCUUGUUGACAUGGUCCUGAACCGUAUGGCCAAAGGAGUGAAGGAGAUAGACAUAGCUGCUACACUGGAGCACAUCCGAGACCAGCGGCCUGGCAUGGUGCAGACCAAGGACCAGUUUGAGUUCGCACUGACAGCCGUGGCCGAGGAAGUGAAUGCCAUCCUGAAGGCACUGCCGCAGUGAUGGAGCCCUCACCUUUCGUCUGCCCCCAUGCCUCUGCUUUGUGCAAUCCUCACCCUGCCUGUGGGGCUGCUCUCCCUGUACAGUGCUGUCUGUGUGCUUCUGCCUCUCUCCCCCCUCCCCCCACGCCCCCCCCGCCUGUCUCCCCAAGGACACCAGCCUCAGGACCUCUGUGUGCAGGACUCCCAUCAUACCUGCUGCCACUGCAAGAGGGGACAGGACUCAUGUCCCCUCUCCGCUGUGGAGGAGG
Messenger RNA from Acanthisitta chloris (rifleman), 2721 nucleotides. Its product is annotated as receptor-type tyrosine-protein phosphatase-like N. Gene Ontology annotation, molecular function: protein tyrosine phosphatase activity. Gene Ontology annotation, cellular component: secretory granule. Lineage: Eukaryota; Metazoa; Chordata; Aves; Passeriformes; Acanthisittidae. The record is from RefSeq and is a predicted model, not a curated record. Gene Ontology annotation, biological process: protein dephosphorylation.